Schistocerca gregaria is the source of this 8881-nucleotide messenger RNA. RefSeq names its product F-box/SPRY domain-containing protein 1 (gene Fsn). Lineage: Eukaryota; Metazoa; Arthropoda; Insecta; Orthoptera; Acrididae. Gene Ontology annotation, biological process: proteasome-mediated ubiquitin-dependent protein catabolic process; synapse assembly involved in innervation. Bases 79 to 846 code for a protein of 255 amino acids. Gene Ontology annotation, molecular function: protein binding. The record is from RefSeq and is a predicted model, not a curated record. Gene Ontology annotation, cellular component: synapse; SCF ubiquitin ligase complex. The transcript has 3 exons.
AUAAUAGGGAUCGUUUUUCAUUGGUUAGUUUAUCCCGUUAUUCCUUGUUUGUUCCGUGCGUUAGUAGGAACCGGCAAAAUGGUAGAAGAGUUGUCAGUGACGCUGCCAGACAAUGUUUUGGAAGUUAUAUUUUCUUAUUUGGACCUUCACGAUCUAAGAAACUGCUCACUCGUGUGCAAGAAUUGGUACAGGUUUUUGAAUGAUGAAAAUAAUGACGUGUGGCGCUUACAUUGCAUAAGAAAAUUGGCGGAGGAAGCCCUUAAGUCAGAUUUACUUUCUUCUGUGCCAACGUAUAAAGCAAAGUUGCGUGCGUUUUAUCAUGCAUGGAAUCCAAAUGACUGUUCGAGGAACGUUUAUAUCAAACCUAAUGGAUUUACACUUCAUCGCAACCCUGUGGCGCAAAGUACGGACGCUGCCAGAGGAAAAAUUGGCUUCAGGCAUGGGAGGCAUGCAUGGGAAGUCAUAUGGGAAGGUCCACUUGGAACCGUAGCUGUAAUUGGAAUCGCAACGAAAGAAGCGCCGCUGCAGUGCCAUGGCUACGUCGCUCUUUUGGGUUCUGAUGAUCAGAGCUGGGGCUGGAACUUAGUGGAUAAUCAUCUUCUUCAUAAUGGAGAUUCGCAAGGAAACUAUCCUCUUCUGAACAACGCUCCUAAAUAUCAGGUUGGCGAAAGAAUAAGAGUUAUACUUGAUUGUGAUGAUAAUACAUUGUCAUUUGAAAAAAAUUAUGAGUUCCUUGGUGUUGCUUUCAGAGGUCUCCCAGAUAAAAGACUAUAUCCUUCGGUGUCUGCAGUGUAUGGGAACACUGAAGUUUCCAUGGUCUACCUGGGACCGCCUUUGGAUGGCUAACACACAGUUAAUGUGACUCAAUCUCUCAGAGGAACCAGAGAUAUGUUGAUGUUUCCCACCAUGAUUCAGUCACUAAACAACUGUCUGUAACUCUCAAGAGUAAUCAGCUGUGAACAAUAAUGUUGUAAAUUCUGGUGACAGUGAUGUAAAGUAUCAAGUUUUUUCAAAAGGUCAUUUGCAUUUGACAAAAAUGCACUCCAGGUAUUUUACUUACACUCUAGGUUGAAUCUGGCAAUUUUAGAAACAAAACAUGACUAUUGUAUGAAAAUUUAUUUUCUCAGUGCAGUAGAACGUUGUCAGUUCAUUUUACAGACCCACAACAACGCAUCAUCAUCAUCAUUGUAUUAUAGAAUGUUUUGUUUUAUUUUGUUAUGUGUGUGUGCGUAUCACAUGAUGAGUCCCCCAGAAUGUUUAGUGUAAUAAUGCAUGGACAUCAGCAUAAAUCACAGUGUUCGUAAAGCUGCCAGUAUUAAUAGGUUUGUUUUAAAUUUGUUAUUGUUAUAUUAUUGUCUGUGAUUUAGUGUAGUAAGUGUAUUUUUCAAGUCAUAUUCAUGGUACAAAAUAUCUCUGCACUUGAAAUUCUUUCUUUGCAGGCCAUAUGAAUAAUAUGUUAUUAGGAUAGGUCAUGUAACAGAAUUUACAACUCACUAUUCAAGGAUUUACAAAUACAAGACACUCAGUGAUAAAAAGAUAAUACCUGUUAUUGCAGAAAAGAGCUUCAGUUUUCAGCAGCAGCACACUUUUCAGGGAAUAUAUUAAAUGUUUUACAAUAAAUUGUAAAUUUUGAAGGAAGAACAGUAGUAGAAUUUGAUGAUAUGUCGUAUUUAUUUACCCAUGCUUAAUGUAAAUAUAUUAUACUUAAAAAUGUUACCCGGUGCCAUAUGCACAUAUUCUUAUGCCUCUGGAGUAUGAGAUGAAUAUAUUUUUCCUUCCUUUCUGUCAGAUUUCAUAGAUAUUAUGUGAUUGGUUAUGUUAAUUUAAUCCUGUGCUUCCAUGUAGAGAUGUUCGCUGUAAAUGGAAUUAUUCUCCUUUUUCAUGUCUGUAAAUCAAAUUCUUCAAGACACACAACUAUUCAUUUUUAAGAAUACUGGAACUUGGUGCUUUUUAUAACAUAGGAAUUGGCUUAUAAUAUUUGUAUUAAUUUUUGCUCCACUCUGUUACCAUUAUUCUCAGUGUUGAUACAAAUAAGAGCUUAAAAUUUCUUUCUUUUUAUCCAUUUAUUUCCAUGUGACAGAUCCAGAAAAAUAAUUUAAAUUAAGUGGGAUAGGGGCCAGUUCUGAAGCACAUUAUUUUUGUUGUAAAUUGUCUGCUAAAUCCAGUUGUGUAACAUGUUUGGUUUAUUUUACUAAAGUUAUUAGAAUAUUUGGUUUCGAUAUGGAGCAAUUUCUUUUGGAUGAGAGCGAAUAUGUUUAGCCACAGAAUACUUCACAUACAUACAUUUCUUUCUAAUACUCUAGCACAUACAUCUUGAAAUUCAAGUGUUAUUUGUCAUUAUGUCCUGUUUGUGAACAUCAACCAAAGCUUACAGUAUCAGUAACUGGCAAAGUCUAUAAAAUGAACAUCUUGGGCUCUUCAUUACUGUCUUAAAAUUUUGACAAAAUGUUGUUGACAUCAUGAUCUGGCCCUCAUUCAGUUGUAUAUUAGGUUACUGUAUCCACAAUUGAUUUGACCUGAGGUUUGUGUGAGCAGGUAUAAGUUUUUUAUAUAAAUUACACUGAACUAUUGUAAUUUUAUAGCUGGUUUUGUUGUUUGUAGUUAAGUAUGAAAAAUUUAAAAGAAUGUGAUGACUGAAGGUGAGCUAGGAUAUCUCAAAUAUAUAAAGACCAUGAAUUCCUCUGACAUCACUUUUUAAUAUAAGGUGAUCCUAUUUCUGGGGAAAAAAGGAAUGCAGUCCCAUUGUUUUUAAUUUGUUUUCCUCUUUGCUGCUCACGUGUGUACCUCACAUCCAGUUUUCGUAUUCUUUGAUGUUAGUUACAUUCUUGUGGCACCUAAAUUUUAAGGUGCUGAUAGUGACAUAACAGCUGGCUAGACAAUGAUAAAAAGAGAAUUAAAGCAACUUUCUCUAUAUUUCAACCAUGUUUAAAACAUAAAUUAUGUUUUCAUAGUGGUAAUUAUUACAUAAUACUGAGAAAAAAUAUAAUAAGCCAUGUGUUGCAUCAUUCUAGCCUUGCCCUGUACCAUUAUUUAUGACUCAUAAUUAUCAGCAUAAAGAACAGUUCAGAAGUGCGUUAUACUUAACAAUUGUUUGUUAUCUGUGAGAUGUAUAUGUUUCUUAUGUGUGUGUUUAUGCUGGUAAUAAUUUUCUUGUGAAAAGAAUGUGAUUACGUAAGGCAAGAUAAGGUGUCACAUAUAUCAUACAAAGACUAUGAAUUCCUAUGACAUCGCUUUAUAUUAAAAAGUGAUCCUAUUUUAGUAUAAAGUUAUGAUAUUCCUAUUUUGGUUAAUUUGUCUCUCUCUUUCUAUCAACACGAGUGACACACACACACACACACACACACACACACACACACACACACACAAACACACAGUUUCUCUACAUUAUCUGAACACUUAUGUGACACUUCUGUUUUAAAAUUCUGAAAGUGACUACUACUAUUUAGGCAACCAACGUUAAAGAAAUGAAAGCAGCUUCCUCAGACAAAGGAACAUUCUGCUCUGUGAAUGAAUAGAGGGGGUUGGGUACAGUAAAUAGAUACAGCUGCAACGUUGCAUUCUGAGUCUCCCCUACCACCAUCUCUCAAGCAUUCACAUCCAUAUAUUUUUUGCUGUGUUUAAAGACUUUAUUAUAUUUGUGGGUAGUCAUUAAGUUUUGGUUAUUAACUAGGAAAAAUAAAGUUAUGUAAUUCAUGCUUUAUUUGUUUGCAGUUUAAUGUUUGCAGUCUUAUAACACACUGAAAUUCCCAUGCCACAGCACCAUAGUCAUCCACUAGAUGUGCCAAAACCAAAUGGUGUAGCCGAUUGAUAAAGUGGAGAUGGGCUGUGCAUAUUGUUUUGGAUCCUCUAACAGCAUGCUGUGGUACUGUGGCAUGGGGAUAUCACUGUUAUUGGCAAACAAACAAAAAAUUAACUAUGCAAAUUUAUAUUUUCAAGGUGGUAGUUAAAACUUGAUGACAACCUCUUGUACAUAUUUCACUUCAUCAGUGGACUGAGCCAUUUAGUUCAGGUUUUUCUAGCACCUUGCUGCUAUACCGUGCUAUCAGGAUUUUAUUAUGUAUCAGGUCUGAAAAUGCAACUACUCUUUGUAAUUCUGAAUUACUUGUCUUCAUUUUAAACUUUCCUGCUGAGUUAACCUCAAUCUUAAAAUAUAAAUGACUAACAAUACUUAAACCCUAGGAUACCACAAUUUAAUUAUUUAUAUUUCCUCUUACAAAACCACAAACCCAAAUACUUGCAAUAAGUGCAGUGAUAACUCACUUUGUGGGUGUCUUAAAUAUUGGAAUGUAAACUGUACUAGUUCAUCAUAAGUCGUUAGUUACAAACCAUUAUGUAUAUUGUUUUCAUUUGCCAUGUCAACUGCACAAUGUAGUCAUUCAGCUUAGGUAAUGCUCCUUUAAUAUUUGCUCUCCUACGGUUCGUUGUUUGAAUUUCUUAUGCAUACACAGCUGUUAAAAUCAGCACAUGAUUGAUGAAAAUGCUACUGAGACAAAAAGUAAUUUAUUUUUCAGAACAGUGAUUCAUCAACAAAAUCCAAAAUGCAUUCAGCUAGCUUGAGGAAUAGAAGUAGUAUUUCCAUGCACCACAUAGUGAACACAUGAUGACAGAGUUAAUUCUACUGAAAAGUUUUAGUGCAUUCGUUAAAUACUCAUCGUGUGAGACCAUAAGGAGCUUCUUUGUUUCUAUUUUCCCACAUUCCUAAUAACUGGAGCAGAUAUUUGUUUCAGUUUCUUCCAUUUCUCACAUCCUUGCUUUUUGUUACUACUUUCCCCCUAUAGAGACUAAAGUUAUCACAUACAGUUUGUCACCCAUCAUCUCAAUUUCUUUUAAUUACCUGCCACAUCGUCAAAAACGUAGAACAGUUUCUAAUCUGACUCCCCUUCUCACCUACACAACUUUCACCCAACUUGCAAUGUUCUGCAGAGAAACAAAGACAUAUUUGCAUAUCACAAAGUGGAAAGCCAGUUUCGUUGGCAUUCACAAUCUGAUAUUACCAACACCUAUCCUGAAGUGUCACUCUUUCAUUCAUGUGUAUGUCACCCCACCCUCCUCUAUCUCCCUUUCCCUAUUUCCAUCUCUUAUUCUAAAUCCUUUACACACCCCUACCACAAUCUUCUUAGCAUUCUUUCUAGCAACCCUCUACCCUGUCCACUGUCUCCCUUCUUUUGUGGCAGCCAUCUACCUGCAUGUAUGUACAUGUUUCACUCUGUCAUAUCACCAAACUCUGCUGCUUCUCUCUCAUCCCAACCUAGCCCAUUCAGUUUUCCCACAUCAUACACUAAUCAGAUCAUCACUACUUGCCUCAUUUGGGGCUGUAGUGACUGUGUGUGCAUGUUGUCACUCUGAAUCAAGGACUUUAUCAGAAAGCUUUGCCAUUUAUCAUAUUAUAUGUGCUUAUAUACUGCCAAGUGCUCUUCUAUAAUGAUAAAAGUAUUUCCUGGCUGGAACAAUGCAUAAAAAUAAGGGAAUGGCAACCACUCACCUAUAGCAGACUAAUGUGUGACACACAGAAACACCUAACAGAAAACAGUAUUCACACUAGCUCUUGCUUUUUUAAGUAAAAGUACACAUGUUCACACACACAGUCACACAGGAUAGCUCAGAAACAAGUGUGAAUAUUGUUUUCUGCUAUGUGUUUCUAUGUGCCACGCAUCAGUCUGCUUUGGUUAAGUGGUUGCCUUUCCCCUAUUUUACAUCCAGUACCUAUCCUAGUUGAUUUGUAGUCACCUAGGCAUAUAUAAAUAAUUCUGUCCAUUUUGAAUUCUCUGUGGAACAGCUUUUGAAGAACUUCACUACAACUACUGCAUGGUAUUCUAUGAGAGUGGAACCAGAAACUAACUAUCCACCUUGAUGAAAGUCCACUGUAAAUCUUUUGUCUUGGGUGAAUUAGAUCAGUCAGUUUUGGAGCAUACUACUCAACACAGUGAGGUUGACUUCAAUGACUGUUCAACAACCACUGUGAUUUAUAUCUCCUCCCUCCCUUAUCAUCAUCACAUUUUUUUACAGGCUGUGCCACAAGGGAGAUUUUUCCUGCAACACAGUCUACAUUCCUGUGUCAUAGCCCCCCCCCCCCCUCCCCCUCCCCCCAACCACAAUCACCACCACUACCUCAACCACCACCACAUCAUCUCACCUCAGUCUCCUGCAGUCCUCAUCUUCUACCUUGUCUUUAUCCCUUCUCCUCUUUCCACCCCAUAUCAUCCUCCUGCCCUCAUCCCAGCAUCACAAUCUAUCUGAUUCUUUUCUACACCUCUCUCUCAUCUGUAUCUUCCUUCCUUUAUUUUUUUUUAUGCCUUUCUUCUCAUCUGGAUCACCCACAUCCCCCCCUGUACUCUGCAUCCUGAUGUACAUGUCAGAUAUCUCCCUCAUACAUACAACUCUCCUGUGGGCUUUCCUAAUGUUCUCAGUUGCUAUUCAUUCUUCUCCUCAUCCUAUGCUACUUUUGUGUCUACUGUAUCUGUUCUCACCCAGAGCUCUGUUAACCCUUGUCAUGCUGCUUUGGUGGGGAACAGAGUUUAUGUAUUGAUAUAUGAAUGAUGAAAACCUGAAACAUGUUAUUACAGUUUGAACUUUUUAAUGUGUGAAACAUGUGUUACAAAUGUUAUCUACCUUUUUGCUUUCCAACCUUGAUCCUGUCUUGGUCAGCCAGGAAUCUUUUAUUUAAAUGAUCAAAUUUCACCAUUUUUGUUAAAAACUGGAAUUUAUAGAAGACAUAAUAGGGGCUGUCCCUAGUUAUCAUCAUACUCUCAUAUAAGGCAGUAACUAAUGGGAAAAAAUUCCAUUAAGGACUGUGUUAUCUGUAUAAUGCAGUUUGUUGCAAGGUACUGGAUACCCAAAAUAGUAAAUGUCUUUCCCUCCAAUUUCUGUGUAGCAGGUUUAGUUAAGCAUUGUAUCUUAUACAUUUAUCUAGCACACUCUGUACAAAAUGUAACAACUCACUAUACGCAGUUGCUGUUUUGUAGAGUGAAUCUCCUUCGUAGCCUCUGCCAUCGAGCAGUUAUUUAUUCUCUUUUAUCUAUACAUCUGAAGAUUAGUUGUUGAAAUGGGGAGAGAAGGCAGGUAGCUCUUUGAGCAAAAGGGGAGAAAUAAUGAUAGCAGCAACCAUCUUGUGCAGUCACCACACAAUGUUCUUGUUGGCAGUGUAGUAGAAAAACUGAGCACACAAGUGCAAAGGGAAUAUUGAUGUGUCAGUAGUCUGAAAAUAUGCUAAUGAUCUAUUCUUUGAAAUUUAUUGAGCUUGUAAUUGCUUUAAAGAGUAUAUAGAAAUUGUGCUUAUGUCAUAUGAUAGACAAAAUUUCAAGCAUUCCUAACAAAAGUGAAUUUAUGGACUUCAUUAAUUUUCCUCAGAAGACAAAAUCAGGUACUGAAAAUAUGUUGAUAAUCAAAACCAAUUAAAAGCUACCACAUUUAAAAAUCAUUAUGCUUACUGUGUAUCCUGCUGUGUUGUGCACCUUCAGUGAAGAAUAGUUGUACACUAAUCAAACAAAUUACAACAAUAAAAAAAGAAAUGCAUUAUUUCCACAUUUUAUGCUUUAUUCCAGAAAAACAGUAUUGCAGAGUUCAUUACUUAGAGUAUUGUUGCUGCUGUUUCUCAGUGACUAAGCUAUUUGGAGAUUAACUGGAUGGUUCACUGAUAGUGUUACAUAAAUCAUUAUGAAGAGUGUGAGCUCUGUGGGGCAAACUGUAGAUUUUGUUCAUAUCUUAAUGAAGGAGGGAAAGAGACAUGCUCAGCUGUUGGUAGAAAUCAGAGUUAAUGUUUAAUAAUCACAUGAAUUACAUGCCCAGUUACCACUCUACAAAUUCCACUAUGUGUUUUAUUCUUAAUUGGUUCUUGUACCUAGAUCUGUGAGUAGAUUUUUCUUCAUCUACCUUCUCUACUCAAUACUUGCAUGUCUCACUUCAGAAAUGAAGCACAUUUCCAAGAGCAUAAAUAGCUCCUUAACAUUCAUCGUGCUCAUCUGCCAUAGCCCUUUAGUCAUCAGGAUCUGAAAAUUUAUUCUUGGUUGUAAUAUUUUCACUUAAUGACCCAGAGAAAUUUAUGAUAAUAGAAAUACAACUAUUAUAUAGUAAUACUGUUAUAAUUAAUGCUAUCACUUUUACUUUUUGAAAUAGUAUGUGUGAUAGAAAUUUAUCCUUUGUUCAGUAGGAAAUAGUUAGUCAUUACGCUGUGAAAUACAAUGUAAUAUAAUUAUAUUGCAGCUGAUGUCUUAUUUAUGUCAUAUAUUCUGUCAUUUUUAAUCUUGUGCCAACAGACAGAAUUAUCCCAUGUGUGCUAUUGUUGACAACUUUUCGUGAUCUCCCUAAGACGAGAAGGAUAUGUUAACUGCAAUCAUAAAAUAUAUAUAUUGACAUUUUUGUGAAUGAUAAUAUGCCAUCAAUGCCUUCAUUUUGGCAUAAAUUUUAUAUUGUAAAGUAUGCAUGUGUCUGUGUGAUAUGGUGGUAAAAUUUAGUGCAGAGAUUUAGUUUCAGUGUGUACAAAUUCUGACUUGUCUUGUUACUAGUUCCACUCUUUGUAUUGGAUUUAUAUGUAAACUGUAAACCGAAGAGAAUGUAAGUGUAAACAUUUCACAAAACUUAACUGGCAAUUUGACAUUUGUUAAAACUGAAUGUAAUUUUCUUUAUAAGAUACCAGUUGUGUCAGCUCCCCGUUAAUUGCUGCUGUGUAGCAAAGUUGGGAGCAUGAAUGUGAAAUAUAAUACAAUUCAUUUUUACUGAUGGUUUUUCUGCAGUUUAUUUGUUUGUGAAUUUAUUGUGUCCUCAUUGUGUUUCCUUUUGAGUAAACAUGAAGACUGAUAUAAUUCAAUUGGAGUGUGACUGUUAAUGAAUUUAAUUAAAUUUGAAUAUAUAAUGUAAUAUUCCUAUUUUAAUGUAAACAUUUCUU